CUCUUUAAAUCUCACACAUCACACUGUUUAAUUAGAAGGAGCACACGUAGCAGACAGUUUGUUAUUGAGGCGGUUCUCCAGCCUGCUGGAUCAGAUACAUUGGCUUUGGAUGUAUUUUGUUUACCCAAGAGAAGACGUCCCAUGUGAGCUGGAGUCACUUGGCUGCAUUUAGCAGCUUCCUGUUUGACUCGAUGAUCUGCUGAUGGAACCCCCUUCGUAUGAGGAGUCCCGUCUCCACCCUCCUGCUCUGAGCACAGCUGCAUUCAACGUCACCCCUCCCCCCUCCUACAACGCCUCCCACUAUUACCCCCCAACACCUCCUCCCACUUAUGGAGAAGCAGUUACAAUCCAGCCAGAUCCUUUUCCUGUCCUGACACUGCCAAAUCCUAGGAGGACAAGAAACACUGGAGUCAUAACCCACCCAGUUACACAAAUUGGUGUAACACAGUCUGUCGGCGGGAGACGUUCUCAGCCCGUCGUCGUGACGACCCAGCCGCUUCCUGUUCCCAUCUCAGUGACACAUCUGGGAGACGUGCCUGGUGUGGUGCGCUGCCCUCACUGCCACCACGUCGUCACCACUAAAGUCUCCUACCUGCCUGGGAGCACCGCAUGGUGCAUGUGUUUCCUUUUCACCAUGAUGGGGUUAAUCUGUGGCUGCUGUCUGAUUCCAUUAACUAUAAAAAGCCUACAAGAUGCACAUCAUUCCUGCCCACAGUGUGGAAACGAGCUGCACACGUACACAAGAUGACACUGUCAGGAUUAGUAAGGCACCUCUGUUAAUACCACUCAUAGAAUAUUUAUCCCACAACACGGAUAAAUAAUAUUCGUCUAGGAAUAAAAACACCUCCCGACCUACGCAGGGGAGAAAGAGUAGAUUUGGGAGCAGAAUAGACUCUUACGUCCCUGCCUUAUCAUCACAUAUGAGGUUUAAAAGGUAUAUACAUAACUAAAUGAAGAUAGGGAUGGACCGACGAGUGGCUUUGCUGUUUGAGAAGUUUCUAUAGACUUUUUCAUUAAAAAUGUUUGGCUAUGAAACUUUGACACAGUUUGAAUCUACAGAAAUUCAAACUCACCACUGCUUUUCUCUAUAAAGGACCAUAUUGCCAUAUUCAAACCCUCAGGAGGUCAGUAUUUACGGAAGCACUGAGAGGCAAGUGAGAACAAUAAUUCCGUUGAUAUAUUUUUUUGUGUCACAAGAGGCAUCACUACCCGAUAUUGUAAAUGGGAUUAUUUAUUUAUUUUGUCUAAACUCAUUGUACAUCUAUUAAGUGUUGACAUGGAACCUUUUACUAUGAAAACAUCACCUAGAGAAAUUAUCCUGGUGACAUUUUAAAUACAAAGUUUUUUCUCCUGGCAAACUUUUGAUGCAGGAAGAAAUGGAACAGAGAAAGAUCAUCCCGGCAAAGCCUUUCCACUUACGUCAUAAACACAAGGGAGAAAUUAUUUUAGCCCAAACUUUAAAACGAAUCACCAGAUUUGUUUCCCUCUCUUGCCUCUCAGGGCUCCCAUAAUCAUUACUUUGUACCAAAAUGUUUAAUUUUCAGUUUCUAAUAUUGUCCUACUUUGAGAUAUAUAUAUUGUUUUUUUUGAGGGCACAGCACACAAGAAUUUAUUGUACGUAAAAAGUAGACAAGAACCCUUGUAAGAAUGUAUUUAUGUUUUUAAUUUGACCAUUUUAACGUGUUUAGAAGUUUACAACAUUACAGAGUGCAGACAAAAGACUUAAUAAAGAUAUUAAAGAUAUUAAUGAUGACAAAGAGGACGUCAGGUACAUCAACCAUUUUUAUAUUUUAUUUUAACAUGUUUGAUAAAUGUAUUUCCUUCAUUUAAAUACCAAAAUAACUACAUAUUUGUUAUAUGAGUUUGUUAAAUGUAAAUAUAGCUUAAAUUAAUGUUUACUUUAGAGAUGAAGGAGAUGGCUUGUCCUGACUUGAACGCCAUGAUUUGUUUUUUAAAGCAAACAAAGCAUAUUAGAAAACACAAAUGUACUUAAAAUGCUACAAUAUUGUACUGCUUAAUUGUUCUUCUAAAGGUCCUGCACAUCUGAGAUAAACCCACACAGACGAUUGCCUUCAACAUUUAAGGCAGUAAAAACUCAAAAGUAUAAAGCUUUAUUCUUCUUAUUAGGACAGGGAAUGAGUGAACACUCUGUGUGCAGGGCCUUUAAUCUUUUGUCAAACAUUAACACAGGACUGCAAACUGCUGCAACUCAAAGUAAUGACAGAACUUUUAAUACACAAGACAAUAUCAAAGAAUACUUUUUGGCUACACUAAAAAAAAAUGUUUACACCAUUACAAGUUUACUCAUAAAGACAGGUUCCUAAUUUGUAUUAUUAGAAGCUGAGAAACACAAAAGCUUUUCAGUCGUGUACUUACCUUUCGACAGAGCCUAGCUAGCUGUUUUCUGUCUUGAAGAUUGGAAAACCAUCUCCUAAAGGCUGCCUCGUCUUAGUUUAUCAGUCAACCAAUUUGUCCUUCGGUUAUAUUUGACUGAUAUUUCAUAGGUUGAUUCGUUUUUUGAUCCUGAAUGUGACUUAUUUCGAAGAAACAUAUAAGCAUAUGUCUGGUACACAAAAGAUUUACGUUGUGCUUUUGGACGAUUCUUUGUGGAGAAUCUCAGUUUUACAGAUCUGUCGAUUAAAUUGCCACAUCGAUUUGUCAGAAGAGUCGUACAAUUUAUACUUUCAUUUUUGUGCACUAUGUUCUCUGAGCUAUGUCUUUACCAGACAAAAACUAAUGAGAGUUAGCUGUCAAUUUCCCCAUGAAAUCCUCUGCAAGAAAGUGAAUCAUGGAGUCAUUUGUGGUACUGUGAACUAUGACUCAUAAAGACUUGAUGUACAAUCAUAUCGACUUGAUGUGAAUACCAGGUGCAGAAAACAAGUUGUCGAUUGUGGUUGAAGGAUACAGUUGCAAGAAAAAGUAUGUGAACCCUUUGAAAUUACCUGGAUUUCUGCAUAAAUUGGUCAUAAAAUGUGUUCUGAUCUUCAUCUAAGUCACAACAAUAGACAAACACAGUCUGCUUAAAUUAAUACCACACAAACAAUUAUAUGUUUUCAUGUUUUAAAAAAACAAACAUUGCUGCACGUUUGAAGUUUGCAAAAGAGCACCUGGGUGCUGGCAAAAUAUUCUGUGGACAGAUGAAACCAAAGUUGAGUUGUUUGGAAGGAACACACAACGCUAUGUGUGGAGAAUCCAAAGGGUUCACAUACUUUUUCUUGCAACUGUAUGUGUGCUGCCUCUGCUGUUGAAUCUAUGCACUCUAAUGCAGGACUGAUCAACACACCUGCUUUACCUCUUGUAAUGAUGUGUCAUGCUCAGCAACCCUGACAACUUUUUUUUAAAUAUUGUUAUUUUAUUACGUAUGAUCCUAUCAUGUUGAUAAGGAAAUAAAAAAUGGUCUCAGUUACUACUCCAAAGCUG
Gymnodraco acuticeps is the source of this 3420-nucleotide messenger RNA. RefSeq names its product lipopolysaccharide-induced tumor necrosis factor-alpha factor homolog. The transcript is spliced from 5 exons. Lineage: Eukaryota; Metazoa; Chordata; Actinopteri; Perciformes; Bathydraconidae. The coding region runs from base 203 to 748 and encodes 181 amino acids. Gene Ontology annotation, molecular function: zinc ion binding. The record is from RefSeq and is a predicted model, not a curated record.